AUGGAUAUUGUAUACUGGCUCUGCUUAUUCCUGGGUAUGAUCUGCAGUUUGAUACCAUGCUAUGGACACCCACAGCCAUGCCGUAUCCUUGCACGUAUUGGGCACACAGUCCGCCUUGGUGCCCUGUUGCCCUUAGCAGGACAGUCUCAGAGCAGGAUACAUAAUUUUCUUUCCCGGAUCAGCCGUAGCAGUUUGCUUCCCUAUAACCUGAGUCUGGAGGUGGUCUCUGGAGCUCCUCGGGAAAGAGAUCCAGCAUCACUGGCUCGAUGGCUAUGCCAAGCAUUAGUGGCACAGGGGGUGGCAGCGGUUCUUGCUUUCCCGCAGUCACAGGAGGAGCUGCUCCAGUUGGAGUUCCUGUCCAGUUUUUUGGAGGUUCCAUUCCUCAGUAUCCUUGAAAAGGAGCAGAUCAUGCCAAUGCCUACCAAGAAUCCCUUCCACCUUCGAAUGGACACCAGAGGCUCAGCACAAGCUCUUAUGGAAGUUCUGAGCAGUGUUCUACAAAACAGCAGUGGGGAGGAAAUGACCCUCAUUACCUGCUAUCCUUGGGACAGUGCCAAUAUACUGGACUACCUAACCACAAACACUACUCUAGUGACCCAAGCGGUGCUUAGUAUUCACACCCUGGAUGAUUCUUCUGUAGCUACUUACCUGCAGCAGCAAUUUGAGACCUUAAGUGAUCCUCAUGCCCCCUUGCUACUUCAUGGGUGUGAUGCCCGUCGUUCCUCUCUAGUUUUUCAUGCAGCAAGGGAGUUUGGAUUGAAAGCACAUGAGUUUCACUGGAUGAUAGGACAUCCGCUUAAUGUGGAAGAAAUGCAGACAUAUGGAAUGCCAUCAGGACUGCUAGCUUAUGGUGAAGUCAGUCGACCAAGCUUGGAAAAAUUUAUAAGGGAUGCUGUUGGGCUUGUUACGAGAGCUAUUUCGAGUGCUGUUCGGGUAAGACCAGAUCUUGCACUAAUACAGAGCAUGAGGAACUGCAAUGACAAGCAUGCAGUAAACAGUGAGUCUUCUGGCGUGUACCUGUCCAGGUUUUUAGCCAAUACAUCCUUCACUGGACAAACAGGACAUGUUUAUGUUAUGGACACCAAUAUUAUCCACACUGAUCAUCACUACAAAAUUUGGAGUUUAGUACGGGACUCACUGGGGGAUCCAACUUGGGUUACUGUGGGUGCCUGGAAUGAAGGCAAGUUGGAGGUGGAAGAGGGUUUAUGGCAAAAGCGCAUACAGCAGCAGCGAGAACCGCCAGCAGAGGUGUCUACACGUACAAAGCUCAGAGUGGUUACACUAGUUGAGCACCCCUUUGUGUUUACUCGAAAGGUGGAUGCAGAUGGCAGUUGCCCAGCUGGCCAGAUGUGUCUUGAUCCGCGGACAAACAGCACUGCUUUGCUCAACAUACUCUUUGAAGAGCUCAACUCACCAAAUGGCUCAGUGCCUUUUGAAUACAAGACUUGCUGCUAUGGCUACUGUAUUGACUUGCUGGAAAAGCUAUCUGAGGACUUGCAGUUUGAAUUUGAGCUGUACAUUGUUGGAGAUGGGAAAUAUGGGGCGAGAAAGGGCGAGCGCUGGACAGGAUUAGUUGGAGAUUUACUGAGUGGAGCUGCCCACAUGGCUGUCACAUCCUUCAGCAUAAACUCUGCACGUAGCACUGUUAUAGAUUUCACCAGCCCAUUUUAUUCAACCAGUUUGGGCAUCCUAGUUCGUAUGCGAGACACUGCUUCCCCAAUUGGAGCAUUCAUGUGGCCAUUGCACUGGACAAUGUGGGUAGGAAUAUUUGUUGCCUUGCACCUCACCGCAUUGUUCCUUACCUUCUACGAGUGGAAAAGUCCAUUUGGGAUGACGCCCCAUGGCCGCAACCGUUUGAAGAUCUUCUCCUAUUCUUCUGCUCUUACCCUUUGUUAUGCCAUCCUCUUUGGGAGGACUGUGUCUAGUAAAACUCCCAAAUGUUGCACAGGUCGAGUUCUCAUGAACCUCUGGGCCAUUUUCUGUCUUCUUGUACUGUCCAGCUAUACAGCAAACCUGGCUGCAGUGAUGGUGGGAGACAAAACCUUUGAAGCUCUAUCAGGAAUCCAUGACCCUAAGCUCCAUCACCCUUCUCAGGGCUUCCGCUUUGGUACAGUGUGGGAAAGCAGUGCAGAGCAAUAUAUAAAGAAAAGUUUUCCCGAAAUGCACAACUACAUGCGCAGAUUCAGUGUCCCGUCUACAUCAGACGGGGUGCGUAUGUUGAAGACUGAUCCACCGAUACUCAAUGCUUUUAUCAUGGAUAAAGCCCUACUGGAUUAUGAAGUAUCCAUUGACUCUGACUGCAAACUGCUCACAGUGGGAAAACCCUUUGCUAUAGAAGGUUAUGGAAUUGGGCUGCCCCAGAACUCACCUCUAACGUCAAACAUUUCAGAGUUCAUCAGUCGCUACAAAUCGUCUGGAUUCAUGGAUACACUCCAUGACAAGUGGUACAAAAUGGUACCCUGUGGAAAGAGGGUCUUUGCUGUGACUGAGACGCUCCAGAUGGGUAUAUAUCAUUUUUCCGGCCUGUUUGUUCUCCUUUGCAUUGGAUUCUGUGGGUCACUCCUCACUUCACUUGGCGAGAGGGUAGUCUUUUAUCUAAUUCUGCCCCGUAUCAGGAGGAGGCGCAGAUUUAAAUACUGGCUUCAUACCAGUCAGAAAAUUCAUCGAGCUUUGAACACAAACUGUGAAAAUGACAAUGUGCAUCCACCUAAGCCGGACAAACGCUGUAACCUUCAGAAAGAUGUUCCAGCUGAGCCUCAGUCUGUUUGGAACAACUUGAGACGGACCCCUAUCCGCCAGGAGAAGAGAGUACACUUUAAGCUGGAGAAUGCAAAUAUCAAGGAUAGUCCAUGUGAGAAUGGACGGGGUAACAAAGAGAAGGAACUGAAAGAGCUGGAGAUGAAGAUUGAGGCUAUGAAGGACCAGCUGAGAGUGGCUCUAGUCAGGAAAAGUGAGCUGAUGGUGAUCUUGCAGUCCCCCUGCACCACUCCUACCAAACUGGGCGACAGAUGAUACAUCUAUUUACUAUAAUGAAAUUCUGACCAUUAUUAUAUCUUGCAAUGUAUUUUUUUACUCCUUUUAAUGAAGAUUGGCAGGUAGUUCAUCUAUAAAUGAUCAAUACCGUUUCAUGAGAUGAUAGAGCAACAUAAGUAGACCAGAUCCAUUACGUACCAGGUCAGGUUUCAAGAAGGUUCACGUAUUUUUUUUUAAGGUGACAAGUGGGCAAACACCUUAUCCCAGGAGCUGUAAGGGAUCUUGGUAUGUGUUAGGUCCAUCAUACAAAUAAUAUCCCUGAACUCACAGUAAAAAGAAUGUUGCAUGUUGAAUGGGAUGUUACUGAAAGCGACCUCAUUGCCUGGUAGCGCACAACAUAUAUUAUUAGUUCAAAGAUAACA
Molecule: messenger RNA, 3395 nt
Organism: Spea bombifrons (plains spadefoot toad)
Lineage: Eukaryota; Metazoa; Chordata; Amphibia; Anura; Pelobatidae
Gene: GRIN3B
Product: glutamate ionotropic receptor NMDA type subunit 3B
Exons: 9
Coding region: 1-3012 (1003 amino acids)
Biological process (GO): modulation of chemical synaptic transmission; synaptic transmission, glutamatergic; monoatomic ion transport
Cellular component (GO): plasma membrane; postsynaptic membrane
Molecular function (GO): NMDA glutamate receptor activity; transmitter-gated monoatomic ion channel activity involved in regulation of postsynaptic membrane potential
Source: RefSeq, a predicted model, not a curated record